AUGUACAUAUUUUCCAACCUAACAUCUCUGCUCCAGAGCUCGCUGCUGCCGACAGACACUGCACCAGCUCCUGUCAAUACUCCCAGCACAACAGCCGCUUGCAAGCCAUAUCCACCCAGCAUAGGCAUAGUCUGUGUUGACUCCAUUGGAGACGUUCAUAGUGCCACAACCUACGUCAAACGCGACCUGGGAUUUCAAGGUCAACUCGGCCAGUACGUCCUUCUGAGUUACGGGGAUACCCUCUACAGUGAUGCCAACUAUAGCGAUACAUGGCGCGGCAUGACAAGCGACUCAGUCGCGAUAGCCACACAGAAUCCGCUUGUGGUUGUGGACCCUGUCCUCGACUCACAAGGCUACCCGCCACAGUUCUGCCCGCUUAUAUCCUCCUUCGGAGAGGACGCGGCCACAUGCGCUUUAGGCAUCACCAAUGUGGUCGAAACUGCCAUGCCGAACGAAGGAGUCAUGUUCUUCCUCCUGAAUCACCGUCCCAACGGCACGAACAAUCUUGUUGGCGCCGGGGUCGCCUCGAUCACCCUCGACACGUCAGCAUAUCCUCCUGUUCCGCAAAUACGCCGUCUGCCUCCGCAAUACUGGUGGGAUGCCAGGUGCGAACCUUGGUACGGAGACGUCGGCGCGCUGCGGUGGAAUGAAUACGUCUAUGCGUACGGCCACGGGCCACAAGGCAAUCCCUGGGUAUACUUGACUCGAGUCCGUGCGGACAAAGCCACAAACGUCAGCUGCUACGAGUAUUGGAACGGUGAGACAUGGCAGAAUGACAGGCUCGAUGGCAAAACCAUUGGUGAGAAGGAAAGUGUAUUCUGGCAGGUCAACCAGGGACAAGUGGUCUGGUCCAACUAUUUUGGAUGCUACCUCUUCGUGUAUUGUGACAACUGGAUGAACUCGAAAGUGCUUCUGAAAACUGCCCAACGACCCGAAGGACCCUGGUCAGACCCGACAACGCUGUACCAAGCGACACCGAUUACGCCGGGGAGUUCAAUAUACGCUGCGGUGCCGCAUCCUUAUUUCGAUGAGACUGGGAAGACCUUGGUUGUCACAUUCACGAAUCACCCUAAUACCGUGCAAGCUGUGCGGAUCGUCUUCGCCUGA
Molecule: messenger RNA, 1107 nt
Organism: Cladophialophora bantiana CBS 173.52
Lineage: Eukaryota; Fungi; Ascomycota; Eurotiomycetes; Chaetothyriales; Herpotrichiellaceae
Exons: 2
Coding region: 1-1107 (368 amino acids)
Source: RefSeq, a predicted model, not a curated record